AUGGGAGAGGAGAAACCAAAAUCAGCUGGAGUGUGGCCAACUGUGAAGCCCUUUGUUAAUGGUGGUGUUUCUGGUAUGCUUGCUACCUGUGUUAUCCAACCCAUUGAUAUGAUCAAGGUGAGAAUUCAAUUGGGUCAGGGUUCUGCGGCUGUGGUGACCAAGACCAUGCUAAAAAAUGAGGGAAUUGGUGCCUUCUACAAGGGUUUGUCUGCUGGGCUUCUUAGACAAGCUACGUAUACAACUGCCCGUCUUGGUUCAUUUAGGAUUUUGACAAACAAGGCAAUUGAGGCCAAUGAUGGGAAGCCAUUGCCGCUGUAUCAGAAGGCUCUGUGUGGUUUGACCGCGGGAGCCAUAGGAGCUUCUGUAGGCAGUCCUGCCGAUUUGGCACUUAUCCGCAUGCAGGCUGAUGCAACAUUGCCUGCUGCUCAGCGCAGGAAUUAUACAAAUGCAUUUCACGCCCUCUAUCGAAUUGUUGCCGAUGAAGGAGUUUUGGCCCUCUGGAAAGGUGCUGGCCCUACCGUUGUGAGGGCUAUGGCACUUAACAUGGGAAUGCUUGCUUCUUAUGAUCAAAGUGUGGAGUUUUUCCAGGAUAAUCUUGGUUUUGGCGAGGCUGCUACAGUGAUAGGGGCAAGUUCUGUAUCAGGGUUUUUUGCUGCUGCUUGCAGUUUACCAUUUGAUUAUGUCAAAACCCAAAUACAGAAAAUGCAGCCAGAUGCUACAGGGAAAUUUCCUUAUACUGGUUCUUUAGAUUGUGCCGCGAAAACGCUAAAAGCAGGAGGUCCUUUUAAAUUUUACACUGGAUUUCCCGUAUACUGUGUUAGAAUUGCACCUCAUGUCAUGAUGACGUGGAUAUUCCUGAACCAAAUUCAAAAAUUGGAGAAGAAGGCUGGAUUAUGA
Messenger RNA from Fraxinus pennsylvanica, 897 nucleotides. The record is from the annotation of a GenBank genome assembly. Lineage: Eukaryota; Viridiplantae; Streptophyta; Magnoliopsida; Lamiales; Oleaceae.